Molecule: messenger RNA, 2472 nt
Organism: Rasamsonia emersonii CBS 393.64
Lineage: Eukaryota; Fungi; Ascomycota; Eurotiomycetes; Eurotiales; Trichocomaceae
Product: 6-phosphogluconolactonase
Exons: 3
Coding region: 1-2472 (823 amino acids)
Biological process (GO): carbohydrate metabolic process; pentose-phosphate shunt
Molecular function (GO): 6-phosphogluconolactonase activity
Source: RefSeq, a predicted model, not a curated record
AUGGCGGGCACCCCCAAUCUCUACAGCUGCCCGGAUGUCGACGCGGUUGCCAAGCAGCUGCGGAAAUAUGUCCUCAACAACCAGAACGCGGCGUUGAAGAGACAUGGCACGUUCCGCGUGGCCGUUUCUGGAGGCUCCUUGCCCGGCACGUUGGCCAAGGCCCUUCUCGCACCCAGUAAUGGCACCCCGGAGGACACGCCGCAAUUCUCCAAAUGGGAUAUCUUCUUUGCCGACGAGCGUGUUGUCCCUCUGGACCACCCGGACAGCAACUAUCGUCUGAUCAAGGAUGAGCUUCUCGACAAAAUCCCCUCCGAGUUGGGUUCUCCCACCGUCCACACCAUUGAUCCCAAACACGUCAACGACGAAGACCCCACGGAACUGGCCGAUCUAUAUCAGGAGGAGCUGAUGCGGACCUUUGCCGCCAAGGACAGCGUCAGGCUGCCUGUCUUCGACCUCAUUCUGCUGGGCACCGGACCGGAUGGCCACACCUGUAGUUUGUUCCCUGCUCACCCUCAGCUCCGAGAGAAUGAUGCGUGGGUGGUGGGUGUUACCGACUCUCCCAAGCCUCCGCCAAAACGGAUUACCCUUACGUUGCCGGUGGUGUCUCAUGCGUUGAGCAUUGCGUUCGUCGCGACGGGUGCGGGGAAGAAAGAUAUCUUGAAAAAGGUCUUCGACACGGAGGAAGGCCACAGCCUGCCAAGUGGCCUGGUCAAUACCCAUGCUGGCGACAAGAUCAGUUCUGUAGGCUUCGAGGUUGAGUCAAGCAAAUGUGUUGGAGGCUGCUUGUUUGGCGACGUCGCUGGUUGGGCCAACUGGUCGAUCCAUGCCGAGCUUGUUGACAGCUCGUCCCACUUGCGCACGCCUCACCUCAGACCGCAACAUCUCCAGCUUCACAUGCAGGUUUCGCAUUCUAUUGAUAGCUUUCUUGUCGAUAGGAAUGCCGCUAUCGACCGCUACACUUCAAUUGCCGGGAGCUCGCCCGAAUACCCAAAAGUCGAGACAAGCCGGGCCGAACGACAGCCGUCGUCCAAAGCAGUCGCUUCGUCGAUUCCUGCCCCGACCAGAAGAGACAAUGUUGCGACCCAGAGAAAGAGCUUUCUGCCCCAGCGCAGCGGUUCGGUACGAGAGAAACGGGAGGUUUCGGAGAAAGUGCAGGGUCAAAAUAAUAAUGAAGGGAGUCGACUGCAACAACCGGGGUCUGGACCGCAGCAACAGUCUCAACAGCAGGAUUCUACGCCUGCAGCACGUCGCUCAAGUCUAGCUCAGCCUCAAGACCGCAGGCUAUCUUUAUCUAGCAGAAUCGUGCCGCCUGAGACACCAACCGACCAGAAUGCUGCGAUACCGGGAUCACCUCUAAGAAAACAGCUGUUUGAGUCGAAGCCAACAGCUCCGAGCUCGCCGCAGAAAUCGCAGAUGCCACCCCCGCCUCGUGCCACGAGAUCCGCUUCUCUACGACAACCAUCCACCCCCAAGAUCGUCCCGCCUGGAGAAGUCAAAGGGCAUGUGAGGCAUCGCAGUCAGGUUGUGGGUGCGGCUGCGACCCAAGCAGUGAGGCAGACCGAAGGAUCGUCCUCCCUCUCGAAGGCCAAACCACAACGACCACCAUUCACGACAUACCAGCAACAUUUUAGUCCGAAGAAGGAAUCCAAACCGCCGACGUUAGCCAACCUAUCAUCUCGCUCUGCAGAGUCAGAAGAUGCUGGGUCGAUACCGGCUUCUCGACCGGAUGUUGCCGCGUUGCAGACCGAAUAUUUACAGCUGUGCCUCCUGCAUUCCUCCCUUUCCCAAAAGAACGCCGAAUGGCGAGCGAAUUCAGAAAAAGAAUUACGGAAGAAAUACGACUCUGUCGCAGGACGCUAUCGCGUGCUCCUCGCCGAAGAAAGAGAUGCCCAACGUCUGCUGAAUAUCCAAGCCUUACAUCACUGGUCGGCGAAUGCGCAAAGGCAUGGCAGUUGCAGAGAUUUUGCGGCACAAAUACAGACUCUUUCACGCGUUAUUCAGGAAGUCAUGGACCUGUCAGAGCCUCAUGGGGGGCGAUAUACCAAGGCGGUCCGGAUCUUUGAGGAUUGGCUCGAAAGAGUGGUUCAGAUCAGGAAUAGCCGAAGGCGAUCAAAGAUAGACACUCUUGCCGACGAGCCAGAAUUUAUCCAUCCACUCGAUCGGGAGUGGAAAGAAGAAGUUAAUGCACUGGGUGCGAAAGUCGAAUUAUGCCUGCGGGAACUGCAAAAUUUGGACAUCCCUCCUCCCGAGGACCUUGGAAACUCUGAUGCAGCACUUCUGCGGAUCGCAAACGGCCACAAAGAUCUUUUGGUCUCUAUGAUGGAAGAAUUGAAAACAAUGCGAAAAACCGAAAUGGACAUUGUCGGAUUGGAAAGAUCAUGGACGGCACAGACCGCCGACCGACUGCGGGCUGUAGAUGAAAGCAGUAUCGCGCAUCGCGGUCCUAGAAUCGGGGCUUGGAAGCGAACUUGA